Molecule: messenger RNA, 1202 nt
Organism: Armigeres subalbatus
Lineage: Eukaryota; Metazoa; Arthropoda; Insecta; Diptera; Culicidae
Exons: 2
Coding region: 241-1002 (253 amino acids)
Source: RefSeq, a predicted model, not a curated record
UGUUCGUCGAAAAAGACAUCUUCGAGGGAAUAUCGAAGACUUGCAGCACAUCCCAGAGAAGAAAAGGCCAACGCGGAUAAUCAUAAAGAACCAGAAUCUGUCGAAGGAAUAUCGACAUCCCGAGAGAGACCAGCAUCGACGGAUAAUCGGACACGUCCUCUCUACUAUCGAAGGAACAUCGAUAAAAAACUUAGCUUCAACCAACUACUCUUAGAGCCAGUACCUAUCAACGGUAGAACGAUGAAGAUACCUACAACAUCAGCACUAUUCGGAAUAAACUCAACGUUUUUCAUCAAAAGGGAUUGUCGAGCAAUCGAAACAAACACUUUAUGCAACCGGAACGACCUCAUGGAUGUUUCCACAGAUAACUGCUUUUCAAAAAUUCUAAGAGGAUACCCAGGUAAAUGCCCUUUCACCGAACACUCCAAUACAACAGUAGUCAAAAGACUCACCGAAAACCACAUCAUCAUCAAGAACACAUCAUCUAUUGAAAUGGGUACAAACUGCAAUUUAUCCAACAGAACUCUGAAGGGAACAAUACUGAUAUAUUUUUCAAACUGUACAAUAACACUGAAUAACAAGACUUACAGUAACUUGGAACUGUACAGCAAACCUCAUCAACACAUCAUCCCACUCGACGGAGUUCAGAUAGAACACAAAAUCGAACACGAUAUUUCCAUGCACAAGCUACAUGAGUUACAUAUCCAUAAUCGCCAGAAACUUUCUGACUUAGAAAACGAGAAUAUCAAAUACACCUACACCAGUGUAGGCCUUUCAACUUUUAGUAUCCUUUCAGUGCUCCUUGUUACCUCAUACAUCAUUAUCAGGAGACGUUCAACAACCAUUCCAAUAAUCGUAUCGGGACGAUACGAUCUUAAAGGGGGAGCAGUUACCAACCAACCCACCACGUCACAUCAAGUUGGCAACGAUAAAACACCAAACAUCUUACAAACACUAUUUGGCCCGAAUCAUCAAAAAGCAUCAACCCCAACAACCACGUGAGCGACCGGCAAACGCAUAACAGCCUACAGCACAUUUACCUUUUGACGAUAAACUGCGGCAUCAACAAAAUAACAUCCGGACAACGACGACAACAGUGAUCGACCCUUGGACAGGCUUCGGAAAGUGUAGGUCAGCUAGUUUCAAUUGCAUAGGUUAGCUCUAAGUAGAAUUGAAUAUAAUUAUCAUUCUUGGUUUAACAG